UGGUCCUCAAGUGAUGGCGUGAUAAGAGUACACCGUCACAGACAGUCAACAGAAAGUUUCUCCUCAACUUUUGUAACCUACAAUACCACCAUGAUCCAGGCCACUGCAGCAGCAGAUGAAUGCAUUAAUGUUUUAAGAGUGUACCACACCCGCAGACACCACUGUCUUGUUCUGCAAGAGGGCAUUAUUUCAAAACUAGAACACCACGCCCACAGAGACACAUUCUGCCUCCACUACUUGAGUCUGCUCGGUCCUUACCUGACCCAUUACCUGCCGGCUCCGUUUCAGGGAGAGAACAGGUGCGUCUCCUACAUCCAGUCUCCCCUCAUGCUGCCCGUUGCCAUGGCUAAGUUGAAGAUCAUGAGGUCCAUCAUGGUGGUGGUCCUCAUAUCGGGUCUUUCAGUGCUGCAGUUCUGGGAUGACUUCCAGAAGGGGUUCACCUACCGCAAGAAGGACAACGUAGGGACAACAGGACAAAACCACACUACUGGAGCCCACCAAGAUGCUAACCCUAAACUGUCCGAUGAUAAAAACAAAGAGGUGCUUCCUUUGUGUCCCAUGACCUCCCCUCUUAUAGGUGGGCCGAUUAACGUGAGCUUCCCAGGAAGACUCACCUUCGCCAAGGUUGAGCAGAAAUACCCACAGGUGGAACUCGGUGGACACUACCGCCCGCAUGACUGCCGAGCGAGGCACCGCACGGCCAUUAUCAUCCCAUACAGGAACCGCGAGCGCCACCUAAAGUACUUGCUCUACAACCUGCAUCCUUUCCUGCAGCGGCAGCAGCUUGAUUACCGCAUCUACAUCAUUAACCAGGCUGGGAACUACACAUUUAACAAGGCUCGGCUGAUGAACGCCGGCUUCUGGGAGGUCAUGCAAGAGGAGGAAUGGGAGUGUAUCUUUUUCCACGAUGUGGACCUCAUUCCCGAGGAUGACCGCAACAACUACUUGUGCGGAUCCAAUCCCAAACACUUCUCCGUUGCCGUCAACAAGUUUGACUACAAACUUCCGUACCAAGCAUGCUUCGGAGGAGUGACUGCUUUCACGCCUCUUCAAUACCGCAAAAUUAACGGUUUUCCCAACAACUACUGGGGUUGGGGUGGCGAGGACGAUGACAUUGGGCUCAGGGUCUCUUUGGCGGGAAUGCACGUCAUACGUCCGUCCAUGGAGGUGGGACGCUACAAAAUGAUUAAACACAAGCGGGACAAAGGCAACGAAAAAAACAAUUUGAGGUACAAAUAUAUGUCCGACACACCUGUGAUGUGGCAGAAGGACGGGAUGAACACAGCAGAGUAUGAGGUUCUCUCCCGGGAGCGCCUGCCUCUCUACACCAACAUCACAGUCAACGUCGGCACAGAGGCCGGCCUGCAUCCACCUUCUGCGAUACCGACACAGAGGCCAGCCAUGCUCCCAAACCUGUGAAAUCAUAAAAGGAGCUAAUUAAAGGUCCACUAAGACAUGUUGUAAAUAUUAA
Nerophis lumbriciformis (worm pipefish) is the source of this 1471-nucleotide messenger RNA. RefSeq names its product beta-1,4-galactosyltransferase 4-like. The record is from RefSeq and is a predicted model, not a curated record. Gene Ontology annotation, cellular component: Golgi apparatus. Gene Ontology annotation, molecular function: galactosyltransferase activity. Lineage: Eukaryota; Metazoa; Chordata; Actinopteri; Syngnathiformes; Syngnathidae. Gene Ontology annotation, biological process: carbohydrate metabolic process.